CUUUAGCGCGGGUGUUCGAACUGGCGCUUCGCGGCGUUGCCAUGGCGAUGAGGCCUGGCCGCGACUUUGGGCUGGUGUGUUGACAGCACGCCGGAGUGGCCAGCUUUGGGUCUCGUUUCUGUAGGCCGCAUCGUUUGUCCUCAGUGAGGGCUGUCCGAGGAGGAAUUUGGGAGCCUCCGAGAGAUAGGAAGGAGAAACCAUCAUUAUUGUUCUACACCCUCUGGAGCUCCCUGGUGCCAUUCAUGGUGCUUUCAUGUGGCGUGACAGAUUUAACUCAGCACCUUAUGCAUGGGAAGGUGUGCACUCUACCAGAAGUCACAGAAAUUUCUUUACAAAAAUGGCAUCCUGGUUGUAUGAAUGUCUUUGUGAAGCAGAACUUGCACAGUAUUAUCCUCAUUUUGCUGCUGUUGGCCUCCAGAAAAUAGAUGAACUAGCCAAAGUUACAAUGAAGGACUAUUCCAAGUUGGGAGUCCAUGACAUGAAUGACCGCAAGCGUCUUUUCCAACUUAUCAAAAUUAUUAAGAUUAUGCAGGAAGAAGAUAAAGCAGUCAGUAGCCCAGGGCAUCUUCUCCAGACAAGUAGCCAGCAGCAUAUCAAACCUCAGGGGUCCAGAACUGGACCUCGAAGACAACUACAUUUUGACUCUCCUGCUGACAACAAAGGCAAAACUACUAGCAGCAAUGGGUUUGAAAUGUCCAAUUUAUUGGAUUCUUGUGCAAAUGAAGAAAAAUCUAGUUACUUAAAAGUGCUGGAGCACAUACUACCAGAUGACUCCCAGUACCACAAAAAAUCAAGAAUGCUGAGUGCUACAGCUGCCAAAUCCUUUGUGCAAACAGAAACUAAUACUGCAUUCUUCUCAUCAAGUCACUUUUGUCCAAUACUGGGAGACUGUGAUAUUCCCAUUAUUCAAAGAGUCUCUCCUGUUUCAGGGUAUAACUAUGGGAUCCCUCAUUCUUGUAACAGACAGAGCAACACCUUGGAAAAAGAGAAUCCUUGGACUGAAAUGGAGAAAAUCAGAGUUUGUGUUCGGAAGCGACCUUUGGGCUUGAGGGAAUUACGUCGUGGAGAAGUUAAUAUUAUUACUGUAGAAAACAAAGAAACUCUAUUUGUUCAUGAGAAGAAAGAAGCAGUUGACCUCACACAAUACAUUCUGCAGCAUGUUUUUUACUUUGAUGAAGUCUUUGGUGAGACUUGCACCAAUCGGGAUGUAUAUAUGAAGACUACUCAUCCACUCAUUCAGCAUGUUUUUAAUGGAGGCAGUGCCACUUGCUUUGCCUAUGGACAAACAGGAGCUGGAAAGACCUACACCAUGAUAGGAACUCAUCAAAACCCAGGUUUAUAUGCUCUGGCUGCCAAAGAUAUCUUCCAGCAACUAAAAGUGUCCCAGCCAAGAAGGCACCUCUUUGUGUGGAUCAGUUUCUAUGAGAUCUACUGUGGACAGCUUUAUGAUCUCCUAAAUAGAAGAAAAAGACUCUUCGCAAGAGAAGAUGGCAAGCACGUGGUGCAGAUAGUGGGACUUCAAGAGCUGCAAGUGGACAGUGUGGAUCUCCUCUUAGAGGUGAUCCUGAAGGGCAGCAAGGAGCGCAGCACUGGGGCCACUGGGGUCAAUGCAGACUCAUCGCGCUCCCAUGCUGUCAUCCAAAUUCAGGUCAGAGACUCAGCAAAGAGGACAUUCGGCAGGAUAUCUUUUAUUGACUUGGCUGGCAGUGAAAGAGCAGCAGAUGCUAAAGACUCGGACAGACAGACAAAGAUGGAAGGUGCAGAGAUAAACCAGAGUCUUCUAGCUCUGAAGGAGUGUAUCAGAGCACUGGAUCAGGAGCACACCCACACUCCCUUCAGGCAGAGUAAAUUAACGCAGGUGCUGAAGGACUCGUUCAUCGGCAAUGCCAAAACCUGCAUGAUCGCCAACAUCUCACCCAGCCACAUGGCUACAGAGCACACUCUGAACACCCUGCGCUAUGCUGACAGGGUCAAAGAACUAAAGAAAGGCAUUAAAUGCUGUGCUUCAGCUGCCAGUCAGAAUCAGACAUCUGGAAACUCUUCUCCAAAACGGAUUCAGAGCUCCCCGAUGGCUUUGCCAGGGGACAAGUUCUCUCCAAAAAAAGUCAAGCUGGGGCUUCAGCAGGCACUCACAGCAACCCCUGGCUCCACAGAAGGGAAGGCCCGACCUCUAGCCAACCACCCUCUCAACAUUCCUUUUGCUUCCGUACAAAAAGUCUCUGGUAUAAGGGGAGGCUCUAGGGGAAGUCCUCCACAAGAGGGAGUCAUUCACACCGGCCCUGCCAAAGCAACAGUGCGGCGUGGACAUCUGGCCAAGAAAAGAGCAGAAGAGUUCGCUUCACUGUGCACUGAGAAGAAUCAAGUCAGUGGUAAAACUGCCCUUGGGUGGGGGAGCAAGCCCCCUGGUCUAGAAGGCCUGGUGCACGGGAAGCUGCCAUCCAAGGACAAGAAAGUUCAGACUGUGCAGCCAGUGCAGAAGCAACUCUUGUCUCGAGUGGAGCUCUCCUUGGGCAGUGGCCGCCGCCACCACUUAGCUGAGUACAGCCAGAGCAGUAAGCGGGGCCCGCCUUCCUCAGAAGCUCGGACAGACAUCCCUCCACAUCAGAGGGAGAGGGAAGAACAUUUACGCUUUUAUCACCAACAGUUCCAACAGCCGCCUCUCUUCCAGCAGACGUUAAAGUACCAACCACUGGAAAGAUUUUUAUGCCAGACCAGACCCCAAGAGGGGCAGCUUCACACUGAGGCUCUGACCCCCUCCCACCCUUCCUCUGAGAGUCACGACGGAGGCCACACUGAGGACCUCGAUGACAGUGAUUUCAGUGAAGAUUCCUUUUCACAUGUCUCGAAUCAGAAGAGCACAAAGCAGAGAAGCACCCUGCAGGAUAGCGAAGACUCCUUCUUCCUUCACCAGCGAAAACAGGGUCCUGAGGAGCAGGUGGCUGAGAGGCGACAGAGUCUGUUUUUCAGCCCCAGGACAGAUGGUGACGGGAAGGGUCUAACUGCUAACUGGAUGGAUCACUCGGACCACGGAAGAGCAGCGACUUCAGUGGAUCAGAACCACGGUCGAAGCAAGAUGUCUUUGGACUGGAGCAGAGUGGACUCCACCUCCUCAGGGUCACCUCCCAGAGGUAGCCUGGCGGAGAAGCCUUACUGCUCACAGGUGGACUUUGUGCACAGCCAGAAGAGAGGUAGCAGCCCAGCCUCUGACCUCAGACGGGAUCCUUUCAGAAGUGAGGCUCUCCCGGAGGCUGAGGGCAGCUUGCCCUCCCUGGUGGAAGGUGAUUUCACUUUCUCACUGUCCCACAUUGCAGUUCCUGGAUCCCCAGACCAAAGAGAGACGCGCAGUGCCCCUCUGAGAGAAGAUAAUGAAGACAGCCCAAUUCUGGCAGCAAGAAUGAGAAACCAUAACUCUUUCCAGGGAGAGGACUUUCGAGGGGAAUUGGGCAUCUGCUCGGAAUAUGCUUCUGCGCUGAUGGCCCCCCUCACUGUCUCCCUGCUGCAGAACCCAGGAGAUGAGGGUAUUUCUCCUCUACAGCAGAGAGCCCAGGAUGGGGCUACACAUAGUCUGGUGGCUCCAGGCACAGAGGGGGCAGCUGCCGACCCCCUGGUGUCACCUGUAGAGCCAGAGGCAGCGGGGCAUCUGUGGCUCUCGUCAUCUCCUCCUGACAACAGGCCUGCUGGUGACCUGCCAUCUCUGUCCCCGUCACCCAUCCGUCAGCCCCUGCCUGACAGACUGCCCACCAGGAAGGCUGAGCCAGAGGAGGCCUGCCGGAGCAGAGAGACCACACGUCUCUUCUCCCAGGAUCGUGCGGGGAGUGAGCAGUCAGAUGCUGACGCUGACCCUGAGGACACAGAGCUGGGCCACUCUCAGGAUUUCCCAGGAAAGUCCUUCACCAGCAGACAUGCUGGAAGACCCCACUCUGGGCUUGCACUCACCCCUCAGACAGAAAGCAGUCACACAGCUAACCAGCCCUCGGCCCAGGAGAGAAAGUAUCCAAUCAGACUCGGUUGGCAGGAGCCGGAUUUGGCCACAGACCCUGUCAGAUUGCCCCGCUAUAACGAGGACAUGGAGUGGCUCGGACGCCGGCCCGUCACAAGGUGCUUAGUAAGGCCAAGCUCUCCUUCUGUCUCCAGCUGCUCAUCCAAGACUGCAGGGACAGCCCAUCAGCCCACCCUGGGGCACGCACAGCAGGUCGUCAUUCGAGCUCACCAGGAACAGCUGGAUGAAAUGGCCGAGCUGGGCUUCAAGGAGGAGACCCUGAUGAGCCGACUGGUUCCGAAUGAUUUUGAAGAUUUUGUGACCCAGCUGGAUGAAAUCAUGGCUCUGAAAUCCAAGUGCAUCCAGAGUCUGAGAAGCCAGCUCCAGCUGUACCUGGCCUGCCACCGGUCAGCUGUGGCCCCUGAGAGCACAGUGGUGUCUUAGUACCAGACCUGUGCAGGCUGGCAAGGGCGGCAGAGGAGGCUGUUGGGUUGAAGGGGCCUUGCAAGGUUCCCCCUACAUCGACCAGAACCUGCUCCCUGGCCUGCCCUCUCACCCCACCCACCAUACACCACCCAGCUUCAGGGCCUGUUGCCUGGUUUCAGAUGGCAUCUGUAAAGAACUUAGCACGCCCCUUCCCUUUCCUUGGGACUGAAAGGGAAAUCUGUCUCACUCCUUGUCUGUGGACAUAUCCUUGGGCCUAACAGCCCCAUAAAUACAUCUGAAUAGGUGUAUCAGAGGAGGGAAGAUGAAUGUGUGGAGCCUGGGGGCCUUAAUUAAAUGUUGUGCCUUUC
This is a messenger RNA of Erinaceus europaeus (western European hedgehog), 4773 nucleotides long. It is a transcript of the gene KIF24, whose product is annotated as kinesin family member 24. Gene Ontology annotation, molecular function: ATP binding; microtubule binding; microtubule motor activity. The transcript has 14 exons. Lineage: Eukaryota; Metazoa; Chordata; Mammalia; Eulipotyphla; Erinaceidae. The coding region runs from base 254 to 4423 and encodes 1389 amino acids. The record is from RefSeq and is a predicted model, not a curated record. Gene Ontology annotation, biological process: microtubule-based movement.